AUGGGAAAGCUGCGGGUCCAGGACCUGGAUGUCCUUAGGGCUUUUCAAAGGGAGAUCCUGACAGACCUCAGCCGCAUGCACACAAACUCCCUGCCACCCAUCCUUGAGUCUUUCGCAAUGUGCUAUGAGGCACUACAGGCGAGCGGCCAAGACUCUACAGAAGCAUCCAUCCAAGAGGAGCGAGAGAACUUCAUCGUGCAGAUUACCAGCCGUAUGGCCCGGGAACUGCGGCUACUGCGGCCUCAGGACGCCAGUCGUGUUCUGCAGGCCAUCGGCCGCUUGGGCCUCAUCGACCCAAAGCUGCUGGCCACAGCUGCGGCACUAGUUCCGCCACGACUCGCCAGCUACACCGCCCCGGAAAUUUUGGCCCUACUGGAGGCGUAUGCAUCAGCUGGCAACCCGGAUGCCUUCAUGCUGCCCUGCCUGCGUCGAGCACUCGUUCCCCUUCCGCGUGCGUGGGAGGAUCAGCUGCAGGAGCUGGACGACGCUCAAGUUGUACAGGCAGCUUCCGCGUUCGCCAGCCUCCAUCACCCCCCCGGUCUCCUGGCACUGCUCAUGGCCCUGCCAGAGCCAGCAUUCCGCCGCCGGGGCCAAGGCGCGCGGCGACGUCAGGCGCAUGCCGAUGCUAGCACCGCGUCUGCUGUGCGACAGCUCGCCCCUGCCUGCCAACUGGCCUUAGCAUCUUUGGUGGCGCUGCACCUUCCAGAUUCCCAGACUUUUGCCGCCGCGGCUGCUGCAGUGAUGCAGGGGGCCGCCAAAGAGGCAGAGAGGCAUCAAAACGGUGCCUCUCUCAUGGACUCCCUGACCCGGUCCAUGGAAGGCGCUGAGGAUUUGUGGAGGACCGCAGCUAAGCCCUCACUCUACACCGCGGAUGAGAUCAUUUUGGCUUGCAUCGCCUUCCCGACGCUCGGCAGUGACCUUUGGCUUGAGGAGGCCGCCGCGCGGAUGAAUGAGGUCAGCCUCUCGCUGUUGCCGGGCUUCAUUCGGCAGGCAGCCGAGCUCGGCGAAAUACGGAGCGCGCCGCUCCCUUCACUGCAUGCAGUGCGACCCAAAGACCAGGCCGCAGAGAAAGCUUCCCUCCUCGAGCAGGCACAGCAGUUAGCAGAGGAAUCCCUCCUAGCCCGCCUCACUGGCCCCGCCUCUGCACGCACAGAGCUGCGUGAGCUGCCACCCAUGGCGGUAGUGGCCCUUUUUCGAGCUCUGGAGCUGGCCGCCAGCAAGAGGCGAAUUUUGGGCUUCCAGCCUCCCAAAGCAGAGGAGCCUGCAAAGGAAGAUCCACUGCAGGCCUUCCGCCGGGCGACGAUUCCUCUGCUCCAGCGCUUGGAGGAGCUUGCGCAGGAUCAGGAGCUCACGGCCAAGGCUUGCAUUCGCGUCCUGCAGAGCCUGAAGGCCUUAGGCCAAAGCCCUCCUCCGCCUCUUGUAGCCUGCUUGGCAAAAGCCUUGGAGACCUUGUCUGCGCAGGAGCUUUCUGCGGCGUUGAGGCCUCUUACCGCCCAGAGUGUGAAGGCUUCUGGAGAGCGAGCGACGUUCUCAGCCGCAGCCACUCGGGCGAUGCCACUUUUGCGGAGUUCUCGGCAGGCUUGGGAGCUGGAGGGUUUGUGCAAGAACCUCCACUUGGACAUCGGUGAGGUCAUGCCGGAUGAGGACCUUCUAAAAGAGGAGGUUCCUGGAGAAGCACCCGCAGCUCAGCACUAG
Symbiodinium pilosum is the source of this 1695-nucleotide messenger RNA. The record is from the annotation of a GenBank genome assembly. Lineage: Eukaryota; Dinophyceae; Suessiales; Symbiodiniaceae.